Messenger RNA from Drosophila suzukii, 5518 nucleotides. RefSeq names its product kekkon 1 (gene kek1). Gene Ontology annotation, molecular function: protein binding. NCBI's taxonomy places the organism in Eukaryota, Metazoa, Arthropoda, Insecta, Diptera, Drosophilidae. The record is from RefSeq and is a predicted model, not a curated record.
UUCAAGUCCGCGCUGCCGAGCGGUCGAUACCGCUGCCGUGUAGUUGUGUGUGUAGAGUGCGCGCGUGUGUGUGAGUCCGCCAGCCAGGAUCCACCGAUACCGAUACCGAUACAGAUACCAGAUACCGUUGUUUUGUGCAGUGAAAGCAGUUGCAGUGUGUGCAAUGGAGGUCCUUGCCUAGAUCACAACUCAUCUCGCUCCCCUCGCUCGAAAGUCGAAGAAAUCACCCCUCGCGUGGACGAGGUUCGCUCGUAACGAGACCGAAAACGAAAACGACGAAAAACGCGAUGCGAAUUAAAGCUUUGCGUGGCAAAGUGCGCUAACCGAAGCAACCAAACAAACCAGCCAUCCAAAAAAUCAUAUAUAUUUAUGUGGAGAGCAGCACGUGAAGAAAGAAAAUCCCGAAAAGCCGAGGGAAAAUUGCGUAGAAAAUAUUAGCAGAAAAAGGCCAGGAAACACGAGUUUCGUUGGCCAAAAAAUAAAAACGAUUAUCAUCCCAACGGUGUGAGUGAGUGCGAGUGAGUGUGUGUGCGGGCAGCCCUAUAAAUAACAUUGGGUCUGGCCGAGCGCUAAUUACGGCAAAACAUGAAAAUCUUGGCGAAGACCGCAGCAACAACCAGUGAAGCCAAGGCGGCAAUUAAUCAAUUUUCCGCUUGACCCACAAGGAAGUUUCCAUAUCAUAAUUAAAAGAAAACCCAGAAAAACGAGGCAUACAAUCGCGCGAAAGUGAGAGUAAAGGUCAACCCAACGAAGCAUAUCCUUGAGUUACGUUAAAUGUUAUAAAAUCCAAGAAGUAAAGCAGUUGUAUAUAUGGCUUUAACGGAUUGAUAGAUGACUUUUAAAACCUCCAUAUCAAUAUAAAACACAUCAAGUUAAUAAAUCACAAGCUCGUUUGUAGGCUGAAAAUAUCACAAAGCAAUUAAAAAGUUCCAAGUGAAGACUAUAAAACCUAUCGCAUAACCGAAACCCCAUGAUAUUGAUAAUAACAGACAAACACAGGGCCUUGGCCUAGAACGCUCAACCAGAAGACUCGAAGAAACAGCCAGGAAAAUGCACAUCAGGGAAGCAGCUUUCCUGGUCCUGAGCCUGCUGCCCGGGAUCAUCCUGGGCAGCCGCUACAAUCAGCUGCACCUCUACGCGAACGGGGGCGCAAGCAGCUCCCCCUCCUCCAGCCCCGGGGGCUACAGGCCCGCCCCCUCGGCCCAGAACGAGGUCUACUCCAUAGCGGACAGCCAGCCGAUGACGGAGGACGGCUACCUGCCCCCCAGCCAGCACUUCCCCCCCGCCCACUCCGACCUGGACCCGCCCGCCCAGCAGCAGAGCACCUGCCAAACGGUCUGCGCCUGCAAGUGGAAGGGCGGCAAGCAGACGGUGGAGUGCAUCGACCGCCACUUGAUCCAGAUCCCCGAGCACAUCGACCCCAACACCCAGGUGCUAGACAUGUCCGGCAACAAGCUGCAGACCCUGUCCAACGAGCAGUUCAUCCGGGCCAACCUGCUGAACCUGCAGAAGCUGUAUCUGCGCAACUGCAAGAUCGGGGAGAUCGAGCGGGAGACCUUCAAGGGGCUGACCAACCUGGUGGAGCUCGACCUGUCGCACAACCUCCUGGUCACCGUGCCCAGCCUGGCCCUGGGCUACAUCUCCUCGCUGAGGGAGCUCACGCUGGCCUCCAACCACAUCCACAAGAUCGAGGGCCAGGCCUUCGGGAACACGCCCUCGCUGCACAAGCUGGACCUCUCGCACUGCGACAUCCAGACCAUUUCCGCCCAGGCCUUCGCCGGCCUCCAAGGACUGACCCUGCUGCGCCUGAAUGGGAACAAGCUCAGCGAGCUGCAGCCCAAGACCAUCGAGACCCUGAGUCGCCUCCACGGCAUCGAGCUGCACGACAACCCCUGGCUCUGCGACUGCCGGCUGAGGGACACGAAGCUCUGGCUGCUGCAGAGGAACAUCCCCUAUCCGGUGGCCCCCGUCUGCUCCGGCGGCCCCGAGAGGAUCAUCGACCGCAGCUUCGCGGACCUGCAUGUGGACGAGUUCGCCUGCCGCCCCGAGAUGCUGCCCAUCUCCCAUUACGUGGAGGCCGCCAUGGGGGAGAACGCCUCCAUCACCUGCCGGGCGAGGGCGGUUCCGGCGGCCAACAUCAACUGGUACUGGAACGGACGACUGCUGGCCAACAACUCGGCCUUCACCGCCUACCAAAGGAUACACAUGUUCGAGCAGGUGGAAGGUGGCUUCGAGAAGCGGUCGCGCCUGGUGCUGACCAACGCCCAGGAGACGGACUCCAGCGAGUUCUACUGCGUGGCCGAGAACCGGGCGGGCAUGGCCGAGGCCAACUUCACCCUGCACGUGAGCAUGCGGGCCGCGGGCAUGGCCUCCCUGGGAAGUGGCCAGAUCGUGGGCCUCAGUGCCGCCCUGGUGGCGCUCAUCGUCUUCGCCCUGGGGGUCAUCAUGUGCCUGCUGCUGCGGGUUAAGCGGCAGCCGUAUGUGGACAGCAAGACGCCCAACCACAUGGAGGUGAUCACCUCGGUGAACCACCAGAACUCCAUCACGAACAAGACCCAGCCGGCCACGGGAAACGGCAGCAUCGGGGGUGUGGUCAUCGCCAACGGGGCCGUGGCCAACAUAAUCGACGGCGGAGUGGUGCAGGGCGGCACUCUGGAGCGGAAGAGCAGCGGCCGGGGCGGGUCCCACGGAGGGCACGAUCAGCGGAGUGCGAAUCCCGUCCAGAAGCCGCCGAGACUCACCGAUCUUCCGUACUCCACCCAGGGCUACGACAACAACGGCAGUGUCUUGUCCACCGCCUCCUGCUUCAUCUCGCCCACGGGCUCCACUGGGAACGGAAACAACCCGGACCUCAUCAACGACACCAAGCGCUUCGGGAGUGAUGAGUUCGCCGACCUGAAGAUACCGCCCAUCAGUGGUGUGGGCGUGGGCGGCAGUGGGGAGUACAGUCGCGCCAACGGCUGCGACUCCCUGUACCCUUCGGGCCUGUGGGAGCACGGUGCCCCGGUGGGCGCCACGUCCGCCGAUGACCUCUUCAUGAAGCGCUACACGGACAAGACGCCCAUCAUAGACUCCAGCCAGCUGUACGACCUGCACGAGCGGACGGCGGCCACGGACUACUUCAGCAAGACCUUCCCCAGAUCCCACCUGCAGCAGGGGACGAUGGGCGGCGGAGGCACCUCGACGGCCUCGACGGUGACCACCAACCUGUCGGGUGGCUCCUCCUCGGGCUACCCCAACGACUACGGCCUGCCCCUGGUGCCGGGGGCGGAGCACCAGCACAACCACCAGCUGCAGAUGCACCCGCUGCAGCAGCUCCAGCAGCAGCUGACCUCCACGCUGAACCACCAGAGGCAGGAGGGCGGCUCCGCCGGAAGCAGUCCGCACUUCAGUAGCCGCACCCUGCCACGCCUCCACGAGGGCAGUGGCGGCGGGGGCAGCGCCCGGUCGUCGCCCACGCCGGCCGUGAACCAGGCGAACCAGGCGAAUCCCAGCACCUCCAGCUCCAGUUCCUGCUCCAUCCUGCCCAACGGACAGCCCAUCAACGCCAAGACGAUACGCGUGUGGCAGAAGGGCGGGGUGCCCGUCCUGCCGCCCGUGACGGCCCUGAAAAGGGCCCUGAUCAGCAGCAGCCGCAACUCGCCGGACGAAGGAUACCAGGAAGGAUGCGGCACGGAUGUGUAAGCGCCGCGCACCCGCACCCCGCACCCGCUCCUAGGGAAGGGAAGGAAACCAAACCCAGAACUGACUAAACUUAACUCAACAAAGCAAAUAAGGCGUAUCGACGGAGGGGAGGUAGCUCCUUUAGCUCCUUUAGGUAUAACACUCGUAGAUAGCUCCGGGGUCCUAGGCGAGCAGCGAUUAUUGUGCAAGCGAACUGUUUGUGAUAGUGUCUGACAAAAAGAUAAUGCGAAUGAAGAUAAUAAUUGCCCAGAGCAAGAGAAAGCUAAACGAAAUCAACUGCACUACUCUAAAGUACACUCUCCUUGGCAAGUAACUCAACUAACUAAACUAAACUACAUGUGAACCACAUGUAAACUAAUUACAAAUAGGAUAUGUACAGCAGUUUCUUAAUAACAUGGCAAGCUCUCAACUCCCCGCAUAAAGUAAAGAAAAUAACCCAAAUAUAUGGAAAGCAACCAUGUGAAUGUAACUAAAUCUAUAAAUAUAUUUAUAUGUAUGUGACUAUGUGUGUGCAUGUGUGUGUGUAAUUUCUUCGAUGUUCGGUUAGAAAAAAAAGUAAAAAGGAUCCCGAAACCAAUAAACCCUUCCUCCAGAGUUAUAAUCGUAAAUCAGACACGGAAAACCGAACUUGUGGCUCAACAUUUGUAAGAUAUACAUUCACAUAUUAUAGCAGGUGUUCGUAUGGUAAAACUGCGGAAGAAGUAAUAUAAAUCAUGGUAAAUGUAUAUAUUAGAUAACCCACAGACAAAGCAACCAAAUUCUCGAUCCGACUAUUGUUGCAAUCAUUCUAUGUCCGUUAGAAGCUGUGAAGUAAUGUAAAGCUAAAUCAGGCUCCAAGUCUAACCAAAGAGGUAGCAGUAAAUCCAUAGUCUCUUGAAAUAUUUUCUUUCGUUUUACAUUCGCUUAAAAACUAUAGAAAAUAUCACAAGUAAAAACAUUUUUCUAUAAUAAUUUUUACAAAACGGAGCACCUUUUUAAUUGUAACAAACUUAUUCCUCUAGCUUUUCUAAGUUGCAUUCAGUUUGCAGCAUUAUAAAAACAUGCCCUAAGUACUUUUUUAGAGAAUAAAUGUUUACAAAAUUCCACUAUGCAAACUAUUUCGUAAUCAAUUUAAAUUCCAGAAUAAAUUGUAGUUUACUGCUACCCAUAAAAUAAAUAAAUUUUGAAAAACAAUACGAAAUGUUUGUGGAUUUCCCAAUAAAUAUGGAAGAGAGCAGGCUAGAAGGGAAAAGAAAUUCAACAAAAUAAAACUUGAGGGAAGUCGGAAAAAUUUAAAGUAAAGACAGAGGGAAAUAUUCGUCAAAUGCAUACGUAAAUAAACAUAUGUAAAUUGUACUCAAAGUGCACACACACUCACUCGCAAACACAUCACAGGCAACACACACACGUUCACGCAUACACAUAGCCAUACACGUGUACAUGUAGAUGUAUGUCAGUUUGUCCUUGUAACGAUUUAAAGCGUAUCCACAAGAUAUUAAUUGCCCGUAUGUGCUAAGACUUAGAAUUUAAGCGGACAACAAAAACAGAAGCAGAAGCAAAAACAACAACAACAACAACAACAAAAACAAAAACCAGAAGAAAAAGCAAACAAAAUAAUAUUUUUAAGGUAAACCAAAGACUUUUUUCUUUGCAUCUAAAUGAGCGCAGAGUCUUCAAAGGACUCGCAACAACAAACAGUAGGCACACACAAACGAACACAGAUACAAAACACAGCCACACACAUACAACCGAAAGUAAUCUUGGACGAGAAAAAAGAGCAAGAAAAACCAUAGCAUUUAAGUUGAACUUAUGUAUUAUGUAUUGUAUAAUAUAAACCUACGUAUAGUAUAUAGUC